Suillus paluster is the source of this 1502-nucleotide messenger RNA. RefSeq lists its product as uncharacterized. The transcript is spliced from 2 exons. The record is from RefSeq and is a predicted model, not a curated record. NCBI's taxonomy places the organism in Eukaryota, Fungi, Basidiomycota, Agaricomycetes, Boletales, Suillaceae. The coding region runs from base 112 to 1377 and encodes 421 amino acids.
UCAGACAAUCUGGACAUAUCGAUUCACAUAGAGACGAUCGUUAGGAAAACACAACCUAUCGCAGUGUGAGAGUAUGCUCCGCGACUCGCUCUUCCAUUCCAGUUUCGUAGCAUGGCUCUUGGUACUGAUGACUCCCGCUGGUCACCAACUGUGCACAUCCCACCUGAGCUCAUACCAUCGAUUCUACAACAUAUUUCACCCACUUCUUCUUUUCCAUCUCUGCUCUCCAGGCAGGUAUUCACAGAUGGGUCAUGGCAGCAGUACCGACAUGAUCUUCGUGCAUUCGUUCAGUUUGCGUUGGUCUGUCAAACCUGGACUACUUUUACCCGCGAAAUCAUGUUUCACACCCUGAUCAUUCCAUGGCUAGAUGAGAGUAUUCUCCAGCUGUGUUCAGUUCUGCGGCAAUUUGGUUCCUAUUCGCGCGCCAUGAUAAUCUUCACAAUGGACACAAGCGGUCCGAUGCGGCUGUUGAACCGCAAUGAUUUUUGCGUUGCCUUGAAGGGUUGUUUUCCUUCAAUGCCACAGAUAAAGAAAGUGGAAAUCUACGACACCACGGACAAAAUAUUUGCCCACUCAAUACCAACUCAAGUUGGAUGUUUUGAAUUCCCGUCAGUGUGCUCUCUUAAGCUGUCGGGGAGCGUUGGGAGAGGUAGAAAGUCACUCCUCCAUGCCCUAGGGCACGGUGCGGCGUUCCUGGAGACCUUGGAGAUCAUGUAUUUGGAGACAUGGCCAUCGGACUACAAGCUUCCUACCCGGCUGGGGAAACUCCGCAGCCUCAUCUUGCAGUGCACCUACUUGUCGGUUCCAGGCGUCAUUGACCUUCUUCGUGGACCUGACGAGGAUGCAAGCAGUAGGUCCCUACGGAAGCUCGUCAUCAUCCCCAGUCACCAUCAAACUAUCCCGCCGGAUAUCACGCCUUUGCUCACAUUCGACUCAACCGGUGACCGUCUUCAAUUUUUGAUGAUACACAGGCUUGAUCCAUGCAGGUCACUGGCAUGUUGCCCUUCUCUCGAGACAUUCAUCUAUGUAUCUCCAACGAGUUCGAACAUCUUUCCGUUUUUACCACGCACGCUUCGUCGACUUGCCAUUUCAGCGACUUUGCUAUCUCCUUUGGAUCGGUUUGUCGUAUACAUCUCAUCCGAGAGAGCACAAAACCUGGAGCAACUUGCCGUAGCUCUCAAGCAUGAUGCCUAUUUGGCGCUUACAACUACGAGCGAGCCGUUCGUUAGUGUCACGAAGGCUUGCAAAGAUGCUGGAGUGACCCUCACCUGGAUAGUUCCGGGUGCGCUAGGGCUGGGUCUUGAAAGGUGGGAUGAUGUAACAGAACUAUUCCAGACCGUCCAAUCCUUGCCGAGGGCUAGGCUCAAGUUGACCUGAUGACCUUGAAUGUUCUAUAUUUACCUACUACUUUUCACUUGCUAUGAAUUUGGUGCUUACGUUCGAAAUAGUUGGACGUAACUUAACGUUAUUUUCAGUUACAAGACAACCAUACUUAGGAUGAC